AUGAAGGCGCACUGGGCUCUGGACUCUGGACGCUGGUCACCCCCGAUUGUUGGCUAUAUGCACACGCAUAGAGCUUCUACCGUCGACCAUUGUCGACUGCAGGACUCGACGGCUCCACUUACUCGCCUUGUCCGCGGUGGAGUGGCGUAUUCCUUUGCUCAAAAGCAGACCAAAACCAAACACACAUCGACUUUGUGUCCGAGUCCUCGCAUCAGUGUCCGCAUCUGUCUGGAUUCGCGACCCCCGUCACAUCACCGGGGGUUCAGAGUUGCCCACUCCGAGUCGGGAGACUCCGGAAUCCCCAAUGCCCGCGACCCCCGACCUCAUCCCAUCCUGAUUCUUAGCGACGUCGUCUGUCCAUCGCAUUUAUCCUCGCUGUGGGCAACGCCAUGUGACUUGGAUCGAAUCUGUGAUUCGUUUCUUAUUACGCGCGACCGCAGUGAUAGCGGCUCUGGAAACGCGGGAACUGCUAGAGUUCCAGUGGGCCUGGGCUCAGUGAGGAACUCAAAGGGGGAGGAGGACUGCCAAGGAGUACUGAACAGAACUCAAUCGGCUGCCCAGCCGAACCGCCUGAUAUCGCCGGAUACCUUGUUGCGAAGGCGCAAGGGAAACUCCUAUGAAAUGGCCACUCUGCUGGUCAGCAUGCUGAUUGGAGCUGGCCACCCGGCUCUGGUGGUUUCCGGAGUGGCUCGCGAGGAGACGAUUCUCAACGACCAACUGGCCAUUCCCUACCCGUAUCCGAUCGUCGAGGUGGAGGCUGAGGAAAUAAAGCCAAAGGUUGAGAAGACGGGUCAAAAGUAUAAGCUGCGCGGAUUACCCGAUUUGGAGAGUCAUCUCGAGGAGGAUAUGGCCGAGGUUCACAGGCUCAAGGCGGCGGAGGAGAAGCGGAUUCAGGACGAAAUAAUCCGGAAGCAAAUGGAGGAACUCGAGCUGCUGGCCGUGGAUCGGCAUCAUUAUCGACGCAGUCAUGCCUGGGUGGUGAUCAUCAACAAUGCCCCGUGGAGUGUGAAGCCCAAGACUACCUACACGGAUGUCAACGGCGAUGUGGUCGAGGCUCCUCCCACGGCCAUUUUCAUCGAACCCUCGACCGGAUUCAUCUGCGAAACGGGAUGCAAACAGUACAUCCUGGUGGAUAGCAUCUGGAAUGACUACAACUACUAUGUGUGCAAGCAGAAGCAUCAGAGGGUCGGGGAGCUGCGUUGGGAUCUGCGGGACACCAAGGACUGGGAGCACAUGCUACCCGGUGAGCCGCCCGAGAUGCGCACCUAUAAGAUGUCCUCGGAUGAGAAUAUCGCCGAUGAGGAGCACGAUAUCAGCGAGGAGAAGCACUUGGAUUGCAUUGGAUCCUGGGUGGAGCGACUGCACAUCGGUUUGGCCGACUUUGAGCAGCGUUUCCCCAGCUCCGAAAAGAAAAUCCAGUACAAGGGAGCCAUCCACGAGCGGUUCUCUCCCUAUUCACAGCGCGACGGCAAGGUGAUGCAGCUAACCAUUUUCAACAAUGACGAGUGCACCAUUCCCAAGGUCCGCUACGAGUACUAUGAGAAUCGAUCCGAUCUCAUGCGUCAUGUAAAGUACACAUAUGCCACCGAUCAAUUUGAGGAGAUCUUUAACAAAGGGCGGAAUGACAGUUUGAAAUCCAUAGAAUAUUUCUCCGACACCUCGCUGCCUCGGAAAGUGCACUUUUACUCGGCUUCGAGGAUAGAUUCCUUGGAUUUGAUGGUGGUUGAACCAGGCUCUUUGGUCCUUCAUUAUAAGGGUCGCAGUGACAAGUGUUGGUAUAAGGAAUUUGAAUUCACUCCAGCCGGAAACGUUCUCAAGAAAGUCACUGAGAAGUUUCUGAAGGCCAGCGCUGACGAUGUGGGCACAAAUGAUAUAGCAACACGCAUGUUUCUCUUUCAACAAAAUAAAAUUGUUUUGAAAUUUCACUAUACAUUCGGGGCUCUAACCGCUACAACAGUGGAGUUUACGAAGCCACCAAGACCGGAUUAUGGCAAAGAGUUGGUUUACGAUGAGAAACUUACCAAAAUCUACAAGGCUAAUCCUCUAGAUCCAACUCGCACUAAUCUCGAGCUAUACAGAUUGCUGUGUGCUCAACUGAAGUAUGAGGAUCAGCUGAGGAAGAACUUUGAAAAAAUCUUCGAGGACAUAAACAACAUAUUCGAUUUGCGCAAAUUCGAAAAGGCGGAACCUAAGCUCAAGUUUAGCAUAUUUGAUCCACUGAGGAAUGGAGCAGCCAGAGCUAUAAGAAUGAGACAGUUUGAGGAGGAAGAGGAACUCAAGAAGGAAAUAGCCAGCAAGCCCGCUGAUUUCUUGGCCCCAUAUCUAGUGCCUUAUAAACACCAGGAUGAACUUACUCCCGAGCAAUCUCUAAAUGCAUAUAAUGCCUGCCUGAACGAUUUAAAAUCUCGGUUUGUCAGCUUGCUUAAUAACCUGCAGCGACACUACGAAGAUCUUACCUCGGAGUCAAAGUCCCUGAAUCGAUUUCUUAACAAAUUUGAGAAUCAGUUUAAUAACUACGAUUACAAGCGCCUGGUGCAACAGUCGAAGGAUCUGGAACUUAAUAAGCGAAUGGUUCAACAGCGCUUGACCCUGACCCAUGAAGAGUCCCAAAAGAAAUACGAAAUAGUCAAAAAUUCCUUGCUAAAAGACUCGCGUCUUAAUUUCAAGAAGGAAGAUUUGGGAAGGAGGCCUUCGGAGACAUCGAAAUAA
This is a messenger RNA of Drosophila takahashii, 2709 nucleotides long. Lineage: Eukaryota; Metazoa; Arthropoda; Insecta; Diptera; Drosophilidae. The record is from RefSeq and is a predicted model, not a curated record.